This is a messenger RNA of Saccoglossus kowalevskii, 960 nucleotides long. RefSeq names its product fibrinogen-like protein A. The record is from RefSeq and is a predicted model, not a curated record. Lineage: Eukaryota; Metazoa; Hemichordata; Enteropneusta; Harrimaniidae.
ACUGCACCACAUAACUUGGACUCUCAGUUAUAUUCGGGUAGAAGUUUCCCGUUGACGUCCCGUUUCAUAAUGACGUUGGUGUGUGUGUGCAUGUACUUUCUAAUUCUUCCAAGCAUUGGCGAUUCUCAACCGAGCAGCAGUCCCAUCGGGGACGCCCAUGGGGUAUGCUCCCAGUGUCAGCACAGCAGCACGUGUGAAGCAGACUGUGGUGAUCCCAGGGGAUACAUCUGUAAAUGCCCGUUGUUUCUGACGGGAAUAACAUGUGAUCGGGCCUACAUCCGGGACUGUCAAGAUAUAUUUGACAUCGGAGUUACUCAAAGCGGUGUAUUUUACAUCCAACCAGACGAUGCCACGUCACCUUACCAAAUAUGGUGCGAAAUGGAUACCUCUAUUGGAGUUGACGGAGGUGGAUGGGCGGUGAUUCAAAGACGCUUUAAUGGGUCCGUCGAUUUCUUUCAGUCUUGGUUACUUUAUAAAGACGGCUUUGGAAAUAUCAGUGGUGAAUAUUGGCUUGGAAAUGAGAAAAUUCACGCACUUACAUCACUCAAGUCGUACAAACUUCGCAUUGACAUGACGACGUGGGACGACGUUGAUUACACAAUCACGUACGAUCACUUUUCUGUUGGAGAUGAAGUGUCUAAUUAUCGCAUUGCCAUCGGAGCUAAGGUGUCUGGCAACAUCAUAGACUCCUUAGGAUAUCACGAUGGAGUGCCGUUUAGUGCCAUGGAUGUUGAUAACGACAACAACAUAGGAGUGAACUGCGCCGAUUAUUGCCGUGGCGGAUGGUGGUACACUCAGUCAGGACUGCUGAAUUGUUUUCAAAGUAACUUAAACUCAGAAUACGAUGUCGGUGGACUGCGGUGUGAGGAUGAAGAAGGUAUUGUCUAUUACACGACAUCGCCGCCAUCGCCGCCAGAAUGGAUCUGUUUACGAAUCGUCACUUUAAAACUGAAACCAUAA